Molecule: messenger RNA, 1344 nt
Organism: Folsomia candida
Lineage: Eukaryota; Metazoa; Arthropoda; Collembola; Entomobryomorpha; Isotomidae
Gene: wol
Product: dolichyl-phosphate beta-glucosyltransferase
Exons: 7
Coding region: 116-1120 (334 amino acids)
Cellular component (GO): endoplasmic reticulum membrane
Source: RefSeq, a predicted model, not a curated record
GGAUUUUCAACCCGUCAGCCCUGUCAUCAACAACACGACAGUUAGCUCAGCUGCUGCUUUGAUGGUUCUUAGAUAACGUUAAAUUAUUUUUGUUUGUAAUUUUGUUCCUUCGAGGAUGGACUUAUCAGGGGCAUUAAACCUUAUCGGGCUGCUUAUCGGCGUUGGAGUCGUGCUGGUAGCCGGAUUUCUUGUUGUGCUUGGAAUGGUUUUAAGAAGGGGGAAUCCUUAUCCGGUUGUGAAAAGAUAUCCGGAAGAGGAAUCCUUUACUGAUCCCGUUAACAAGAAGAAGUCCAAAUUCCCUUCGCUAGAGGAUAAAGCCGCGUUAACCUGUUCUGUGAUAGUUCCUGCAUAUUUUGAAGAAGAGAGAUUACCGCCCAUGCUGGAGGAAUGUUUACACUUUUUGGAACAAAAGUCAAAAACGAAUUCUGACUUUUCCUAUGAAGUUAUCAUUGUGAGUGAUGGAAGUACGGAUGGGACGGUGAAUGUGGCGCUGGACUAUGCAAAAAAGUUUAGCGUUGAUAAAGUCAGACUACUUGAUUUGAUUAAAAAUAGAGGAAAAGGAGGCGCAGUUAGACUGGGUGUUCUUAGUAGUAGGGGUAAAUGUAUUUUAUUCGCUGAUGCCGAUGGUGCCACAAAGUUUGCCGAUUACGAUAAAUUAUAUAAAGCUCUUAUAGACCUGAUGAAACAAGAUAAAUAUUCCGGUGAUGUAGAGCAAUUUCAAGGAAUAGUUUGCGGAUCCAGGGCGCACAUGGAGGAAGAAGCUAUCGCGACACGAUCUAUAUUUCGUACAAUCCUUAUGCGGGGCUUCCAUUUACUUGUGUACAUUCUUACUGUGAGAGGAAUUCGAGAUACUCAGUGCGGUUUCAAGCUUUUUACUAGAGCAGCAGCUAGAAAAUGUUUUUCGAAUUUGCACAUUGAACGAUGGGCAUUUGAUGUUGAACUAUUAUGCAUUGCUCAAGCCCUAAAAAUUCCAAUUGCUGAAGUAGGAGUGAAUUGGACUGAAAUUGAAGGUUCUAAGGUGACGCCAAUCUUAAGCUGGUUGCAAAUGGGACGAGAUUUGUUCCUUAUUUGGUUUCACUACGCAAUAGGAGCUUGGAAAUUAAUUAAGAAGUCAGAUUAGUUUCUACCUUCUAAUAAUUAUAUUGACAUUCCUGUUUUUUACUGGGACAAAUCAUACUGUUAUGUAAGUGGAUUUUACAUAUAUUUAUUAAAAUGCGCCACGUAAAUUAUUGAUACUAUCAACAUUUCCUUUAUCAAAACUAAUGCAUUCGAGUAUGUAAAUACAUAAAGUACAGACAUAGUUGUUCCUAGUCAUAAUAAAAAUUCUUUGUCAAACACAACCAA